UCGGUGCUGAUUACUGCCACAGAAAGGUACUCUGCUGCAUCAAACAACAACCAAUAACGAUUAUUAACAACCCACGAGUCGACAUGCUGCGAAUUGGGAGUCGGAGGUUGUCGUCGUCGUCGUCCUCCUCCUCCUCCUGGUUAUGGAGGCCAACCCAAGCGGCCGCCCAUCCCCUACCUUCCUCCACCAAGGACAACAACCGCCCAGCAGUCCCCCUUCCAGACCACUUUACCUCCAAGUCCAAUCCCUUUUUCUCUGCUCCUACUUUCACUCUUCAUCCCCGUUUUCACCUUCCACCACCAGCAAGAGGCUUCGCUUCCGAGUCCCUCACCCCUAAGAGUGAAAAAAACCUGAUGCCUGAAGUUCCAGCAACAGUGGCUGCUAUCAAGAAUCCAUCACCAAAGAUAGUUUAUGAUGAGUACAAUCAUGAGCGCUACACCCCAGGUGACCCCAGCAAACGGGCCUUUGCCUAUUUUGUCUUAACUGGUGGUAGAUUUGUAUAUGCCUCCCUCAUCCGCCUCCUUAUUCUCAAGUUUGUCCUCAGCAUGUCAGCCACUAAGGAUGUUCUUGCACUGGCUUCCCUUGAGGUUGAUCUCUCUAGCAUUGAGCCUACCACUGUUACUGUGAAGUGGCGUGGAAAACCAGUAUUUAUCAGGCGCAGAACUGAGGAGGAUAUCAAACUGGCUAAUAGUGUUGACGUGCAAUCCCUUCGUGACCCGCAGGAAGACUCUGAGAGGACUAAAGAUCCAGAAUGGCUUGUUGUCAUUGGCGUCUGCACUCAUCUGGGUUGUAUCCCUCUACCAAAUGCCGGUGAUUUCGGUGGCUGGUUUUGCCCUUGUCAUGGUUCCCACUAUGACAUCUCUGGUAGGAUUAGGAAAGGCCCAGCUCCCUACAACCUGGAAGUACCUACUUAUACCUUUUUGGAUGAGAAAAAUUUAUUGAUUGGUUGAGAACUCGGAAAAAGAGUGAUAUUUCAGGUAUCAAAGAUACAAAUCCACAUCAAGUUUCUGUGAUGGGUGUUGCUGAUAGUUUAUGUUUUCAACCCUCUUCUCUUGGGCAUGUUUAGGAUUUUUUUUUGGUAUUUUUGAUCCUUUUUUAUGUUGGACCUGCUCAGCUUCAAUAAGCCGUGUUUCCUAAUACUCCUGCGUCAUGUAACGCGCCAGUUAGUGUGAGAUGAUUGAAAAGUCGGAGUUUGUUCCUGUUUGCUGUCAA
Molecule: messenger RNA, 1212 nt
Organism: Coffea arabica (coffee)
Lineage: Eukaryota; Viridiplantae; Streptophyta; Magnoliopsida; Gentianales; Rubiaceae
Product: cytochrome b-c1 complex subunit Rieske-4, mitochondrial
Cellular component (GO): membrane
Molecular function (GO): quinol-cytochrome-c reductase activity; 2 iron, 2 sulfur cluster binding
Source: RefSeq, a predicted model, not a curated record